CCUAUGUGAGUGACGAAAUAUUAUCAGUUUUUGGUUCACAAGUUCUUUCCGUACAUCCUAAUGAUAGUUCACAGCCUAUGUUGAGUGAUGAAAUAUUACCAGCCUUUGAUUCACAAGUUCUUUCUGUAUACCCUAUUGAACAAAGUUCACAGCCCAUAUUAAGUGAUGAAAUAUUACCACCUUCUAAUUUACAAGUUUCUUCUAUCUGCUCUAUACAACAAAAAUGUGUUUCAUCUGAAUUUAAUAUGUCGAACACUAAUAAUGUAGACAAUAGAUUCAUUAAUUAUGAUAUAUUUGACAUAAAUGAACAGCAAAAUGUUAAAUUUGAAGAUCAAGAAAAUGAACAGCAAAACCAAAAUAUUGAAUUUGAAGAUCAAGAAAAUAAACAGCAAAACGUUGAAUUUGAAGAUCAAGAAAAGCUUGAAAUUGUCUCUGGCUUAUUAUUUCAAAAUUGGGAACAGCUUGAUUGCAUAAGUUAUUCAAAGAAGACAGCUAUCCUAGAAAAUCAAAAACAAUCUCACACAAAGCAGUUAGGGUGCAAAUGGGUAGUCAAUACAACUUGUCCGAAAACAACUAAAAAAAUUAAAAUUACUUCUUAUAACUUUAAGUAUUUUAAUCAUGAAAUCCAUCCUGAUACUAUUAAUUUUGCUUCCUACUAUUGGCAAUUUCCUGAUGAAGUAAAACAAGAGAUUAACAUUAAUAUUAGUUUGUUACAAGAAAAAAGUGAGAUUGAUUUUUAUGAAAAUCUUGACGAUUUUUCAGCAACAAAUGUUAAUGAAAUUAUUUCAAGUCUAUCUACUUUAUCUAUUCAAGAAAUUUGGGAAACUACUCGUUAUCAGGCAUCUCAUAAAAAUUAUUAUUCAGACAAACAUUAUUCAAAAUCAGAUGAGUCAUUAAUAUCUCAACCAUCAAUUACUUAUAAAAAUAGAAGUGCUACUUCAACUUCAAACUUCAUAUUAGAUUUAACUCUUAUGUAUCCGGAUUCUAGUAUUGCUUUUGAUAUAUCAAAAACACUUAACAAUCGUCAUGCAUAUGGAGUUACUAAUGGUCUCUGUAAAAAAGCUAUGGCUGUUGGAUUGGAUGCUAGCUCUGCUGCAAUGGAAACACUUAAUAAGUUUCUAGAUAAUUUUAUUCGACAAUAUUCUGUCGCUAAUACUGUUUUAAGUGAAAUUCAAGAUAAUGAAUUAAGUGAUUUAGAUGAUCAAGAAAAUAUCGCACUAUUUGAUAUAUCUUCUAUAAAAAUCUGA
Molecule: messenger RNA, 1247 nt
Organism: Racocetra fulgida
Lineage: Eukaryota; Fungi; Glomeromycota; Glomeromycetes; Diversisporales; Gigasporaceae
Source: the annotation of a GenBank genome assembly